Molecule: messenger RNA, 2148 nt
Organism: Suncus etruscus (white-toothed pygmy shrew)
Lineage: Eukaryota; Metazoa; Chordata; Mammalia; Eulipotyphla; Soricidae
Gene: FREM1
Product: FRAS1 related extracellular matrix 1
Exons: 13
Coding region: 1-2148 (715 amino acids)
Biological process (GO): cell communication
Cellular component (GO): membrane
Source: RefSeq, a predicted model, not a curated record
AUGGUGACACACGAAUUCAUGCUGAAGGCUGCCUUGCCUCUCUUUGCUAGAUUCAUCGUCAGCAAUGGACUACAGACCAAGCAUGGGAUAUUUGAGAUCAAGCUGGAGUCCGUGGACAGAGCUUUGCCUGUAUUGAUCAGAAACAAAGGCUUGAGACUGGCUGAAGGGGCCACAGGUGUGCUUUCCCCAGAUCUUCUUCAGCUAACUGACCCGGACACGCCAGUAGAGAAUCUUACCUUUCUUGUGGUCCAGCUCCCACAACACGGCCAACUCUACCUGUGGGGGACAGUGCUCCUCCAAGCCAAUUUCACCCAGCAAGAUGUGGACAACAGGAAUGUGGCCUACAGACACACAGGAGGGAAUUCUCAGAUGGACCACUUUACUUUUGUGGCCUCAGAUAAGACAAACCCAGGCUUUAUUGUGGAUGGGAGAGUUUGGCAAGAACCUGUUUCAUUCACCAUCCAGGUAGACCAGUUGGACAAAACAGCCCCUCACAUCACACAUUUGCAUAAUCCUUCUCAAGUGGGGUUAUUGAAGAAUGGCUGUUAUGGUAUGUACAUCAAUUCCCAUGUUUUGAAGGCAUCAGACCCUGACACCAAUGAUGAUCAGAUCAUCUUUAAGAUUUUACGAGGUCCCCUCUAUGGACAUCUGGAAAACACAACAACAGGUGAAGUUAUCCAUGAGAAGUUUAUGCAAAAGGACUUAAACAGUAAGACUAUUCUUUACAUUAUAAAUCCAUCUUUGGAAGUAAAUUCAGAUAUCGUGGAAUUUCAAAUCAUGGACCCUUCAGGAAACUCUGCCACCCCUCAAAUUUUGGAACUGAAGUGGUCUCAUAUUGAAUGGUCACAGGCUAAAUAUGAGGUGUGUGAGGAUGUGGGUAUAUUAUCCUUGGAAGUUGUCAGAAGGGGACAUUCCAUGGACUCAGCCUUUGUGAGUUUGAAGGUUAACCAAGUGUCAGCUACAGUUGGAAAAGAUUUUACCCUGACUCCAGCUAAACUAAUUCAGUUUGACCCAGGAAUGUCAACUAAGAUGUGGAAUAUAGCAAUUACCUAUGACGGAUUAGAGGAAGAUGAUGAGGUCUUUGAAGUAAUUCUGAACUCCCCUGUGAAUGCAGUUCUUGGCACAAAGACAAAAGCUGCAGUGAAAAUUUUGGACUCAAAAGGAGGACGGUGUCAUCCUUCAUAUUCCUUUACACCAAACAAGCACAACUCCUGGGAGAAGGACAUUUGGCAGUCCUUGUCCUCUGGGUCUUCCUCACCCACCACUUCUGGUUCCUCUCAUCUGGAGAGAAGACCCCAUCAAUCUUCUAAGCAGCUAGCCAUCACCAGGGGAGACAGCCUGCGGGGCACUGAGUCUACAGAUAUUUCUCAACUGAGGCUUAGAACCAGAGGGAAUGGCAAAACAGUUCAUCCAUCUUCUGUUUAUAGAAAUGAAACAGAUAACAUCUAUAAUUAUCAUGGAGUGAUAGCUCUUAAGCUGGAAGAUGACAGUUCCCCAACUCACAGAACGAAGACCAAAGUAUCCAUGUUUAGUAGGCCACAGCGGACCUUUAAAGAGUCAGAACAGCCUCAAGCAGACAAGGUGGAAUCCACAACUGACUCACAGGUCCACAGCUGGGAUUCAUUGCCAACAUUUCCAAAGAACUGUACUGUGGAUUUAAAGGGACUCUUCCAUUUUGAAGAGAGCCUCAAAAAACUGUAUAAAUGCAAUGGGAUUGCCUGGAAAUAUUGGUCUCCCCAAACCAAGGAGGCAGAAGACAAAUCCUGCCCUGCUGGGUGGCACCAUCAUUCAGGCUUCUGCCACUCCUUGAUCACAGAGCAGAAAGGCACCUGGGACACAGCUGUCCAAGCUUGCAGGCGACAUCAUCUUGGCAGCCUUGUAACUGUCCUUUCCAAGCAGCACAUGCAGUGGCUUUGGGACAUCAGUGGGAAGAAGCCUUUUUGGAUAGGUUUGAGUGACCAAGGGCAAGCUGGCCACUGGGAGUGGGUGGCUGGCCAACCUGUCACCUUCACCAACUGGAAGAGAGGAUCCCCUCAACGUUCAAAGCCUGGCAAGAACUGUGUUUUGGUUCAAAGACAAGGGAAAUGGCAAACAAAGGACUGUAGAAAAGGCAGACCUCACAAUUACAUGUGCUUCAGAAAACUCUAA